This is a messenger RNA of Soboliphyme baturini, 375 nucleotides long. The record is from the annotation of a GenBank genome assembly. Lineage: Eukaryota; Metazoa; Nematoda; Enoplea; Dioctophymatida; Soboliphymatidae.
AUGAACAUUAUAUGCCAGCACGAUUGCACGCAGCGCGGCACGCUCGCCCGCCCGCUCGUUCACUCGUUCACUCGCUCGCUCGCUCUCUCGCUCGUUCAGCUCUUAUUCUGUCACAAUCCAGUUUUAUUUCCAAAUAGGUCAUCAACCUGUGCCAGUAGUGCUCGUCGAUUUUCUGCUGUUGCAGCCCCGACGACGACCGUGACGGCGUCAGAACGUGGUGCUGAUUGGAUGGGUACGGUAUCAUCGAAGUUUAGUCGCACAACCAAUGAUGAUCGCGUGAUGGCGCUCGUGCAGCUAGAGUUUCUCAGUUUCUCACUUUUGCGCAUCGACACCCUGCUCUGCUCCGCUCUGGCUAGUCACUGUGCUUCUUACUGA